AUUGUAUAGUGCGUCAUCUACAUCGGUCGCAUCAAAAUAAACAUGGCGGAGGAUAAAAUAGGUUCGUUGGAAGAGGAAGCUUUAAAAAGAAAAGAACGUUUGCAAGCUUUAAAAAGGAAGACUGAAGAUAACAAGGAAAAUAGAAAUGAAAUUGCUAGUAAAUUGCCAAAACCAAAGUUUCGAAGUUACAAGCCACAAGACGAUAGUCUGAAGGAUAAAAUAUUAGACGAUGCCAAACCCGGGAAUGUAGAAGAGGAAGUACAAGAUCAGUUGAGUGCUGCAAAUACAAAAGUUGUCAUCGAGGAAUUGGAUAUCAGUAAUCUUGCUCCUAGAAAACCAGACUGGGAUUUAAAACGAGAUGUUGCUAAGAAGUUAGAAAAAUUGGAAAGGAGAACCCAAAAAGCAAUAGCUGAACUUAUAAGAGAUCGACUUAAGCAAGGACAACAUGAUUUAGCUGCUGUAGUAAAUAUGGCAACUAAAGAUCAAACUGAAUCACCCACCUGAGGGUAUUAAUAACUUUCUACAUAUUUUUAUAUCAUAAUAUUUAAAUAAUUUUGUACAUACAAAAAACCGUAAUGAUACCUUUUUAUAA
Messenger RNA from Osmia lignaria (orchard mason bee), 592 nucleotides. Its product is annotated as coiled-coil domain-containing protein 12. The record is from RefSeq and is a predicted model, not a curated record. Gene Ontology annotation, cellular component: U2-type spliceosomal complex; post-mRNA release spliceosomal complex. Lineage: Eukaryota; Metazoa; Arthropoda; Insecta; Hymenoptera; Megachilidae.